AUGGCAUCGUCGAAUCAUUCCAAGUUCUCCGUGUCUCCUACUCGGGUACUCUCUGGUAAGGACAAGGCUGAGAUUCUUGACCGUAAAGUGGCAGAUCUUAAGAGACGUACCAAGAUCAAGCGACAGCGAUCCUUUGAAGAAACGCGUGCAAGAGAUUCUCAAAGCAGACUUAACAAGAUCUACGCCAAAUUUCACAGACCAACCAAGAAGAUGCUUUCUCCUUCGAAGACUAAGGAGAUUCAGGAAGAUAUUCCUCUAGCUGAUGGUGAAGAUUCUUCUCAGCAAGUUCCCUCUUCACUACCCUCAUCUCUGCCACCGCAGAUCCCUAAAGACCAAGACGAGCUCAUUGUAUCCAGUUCGUCCAAUUCAAUUACCUCGGCCAACACCUCCGGAGAUUCUGUUAAUACCAUCAUUGUGUCUUCGACUCAGCGUGUGAAGGUCAAGGACGCUACCAAGCAUCGUUCAUCAUCCCGUCGGCAUGCCAAAUCGUCUUCCUCCAAGACCCCCCAGACCCCCAAGACCUCCAAAACCUCCAAAAUCUCCGAAGUCGCUCAACCGUCGUCUCAUAAAUCUGUGCUAUCGACACCUUCGCAUUCUCCUCGGCUUAAACUUAGUAUCAGUGCAGCUACAUCUUCGUUAUCGUCGAUAUUUUCACCGAUAUCUUCUCACAAACUUCUCUCCUCGCCGUUGAAGCUGACUCCUACGCGUAAGCGGAAUUCUAUCGGCUCUCCUUCUUUGUCGACUGGCGAUAAUUCCUUCCCGGAUGAAUUGUCCACUCCUAAGCGUGUGGCCUUUUCGAGCGAUCUGGAAAGCUCUCCAAUUCGUUCUUCACCCAUCAAAGGAGCUCCAGAACCUAAGUCCAUCCUUAAAAACUUGGAAGAAGAAGAUGAUAUGCCUCGUAGCAACACCACGAUAGAGGUACUACGUAAAGAUCUUCGAAAGGAAGAAUCUUGGCCUAGUGGAUUUGUUCUCCAACUUCUGCCAGGGUCUCUGGCUAUUAGUAAAGUUGUCGAAGGUUCUGUUGCGGCAUUAAGUGACCCAGACUUUUCGAAAAAGUAUGAGGUAUUUGCCACUCUCAACGAUAUCAUCAAAGUGAACAAUCGUGAGCUCACCAAGAGCAUGUUCGAGCCUUCUCAGCUUCAGACCAUUGUUAAGGCUAUUGAUACCGAUUUAGCAAAUACUGGAAGAGAGCUUAAAUCUGGAAGUAAUGCCUUCAGGAUUCGGACCUCCAUCCAGGCUCUCAAAUUGCUUACUUUUAUUAUGACUUAUCAUCAGAUUCGUGGUGCUUCAGCCAUGCUGAAGCGGGUUUCUACCAUGUUUCUCAGUGAAAACCUAUCGAAAGGUCUUGCCGCUGCACUGUUGCAGCUCAUGAAGGACCAACAAAAUAAUAUAUCUCCUUCUGCAGUUGAACAUGUGAUCUCGGCAAUCUUGCAAAUGAAAUACUUUAUGAGCACCACCAUUAUCACGGAAAAGUUGAUGGCCAUCAGACGGUUCAUUGCCGUGCAUCCUGCAGUCAUGUCCAAAAUCAGCUAUCAGUGGAUGAGCCAUAUUCUAUGCUGUAUCAUCAAUACUGAAGUUCCGUCGUAUGAGCGAAUCGUCAAUGCUUGCAUCUAUGUUCUUUAUGAGUUCUCGCGUAAUUCCGAAUCCAAAGAUGUCGUCUAUCAACUUCUUAAUGAAACUCUCAACGAAAACUCUUCAAGUAUUAAGGCCAGUACCUUGGAUUCUGUGACUCCUGAUACAAAAAUAGUUGACGCUUUGACUUUGACCUUAGUUUAUAUGAUCAACAGAGGUUGGUCUGCGCAGGCUCUGGAUAUUUGGGCUUAUAUGACUUUUAUGAUUGGCUACAAGUUUACCAAUCAGGUAGAUCUAGAGUCCUGGUCUGGUCUCCGUCAUUGGAUUAAAGUGUUCGAUGAAGCUCUGAAAAACGAGUCUGAAAAUGUCAAGUUGGCAGCACUUUCCUCGUGGAGAGCCAUCAUUUACAAUUACCAAAUCUCCAAGACUUUCGCAGCUGCUUCUUUGAAGCGGGACGAUUUGGAUCGUAAGAGAUCUAUCUUUCUGUAUCCAUUUACUGUUAUUUCUGAUAAAGCACCCGUCAGCGAUAAGCUGAUUGAAGGAUAUGUGGUACUCUACUACAGGUUAUUGAGAUUCCUUCGAACUUUGUGUAUUUCCCCCGGUGCUAAGAAGGUGGUCGAUCCAGAAUGGGUUUUGAACUGUGUCUUUUCCCCAUUUUAUUCGGUGUUUAUCAAGAGACCAGAAUUCUUUUCUGCAGGCUUGAAGCUUCUUGAGGGAGUUCUCCAAUUUUCCGAAAGACCUACUAUAAAAUCAAUGGAGACUCCAGAAAUUUGCUUCAGGAAGAUAAACCCUGUCGAAAGUUGGACCCUUUCGUGCCUUCCUAAGCAGUUAAUACUGUCUUAUUAUAACAAAUACUAUGAUAUCGUCAGCUUCGUUCUUCUAAACGAACAGAUCAAUAUUGAUUCCAAAGUUGAGGUAUUUAAUUCUCUUCUGUCCACUUUAGAUGAAUGUACCAAAAAUGCCAUUGUUUCCUUUGAGGCCGUUAAUGGAUUUCUGAGGGUUUCGGACACUUACUUGAGACAAAUGAUGAUCGCAACCACGGAGAAUCAUAUGGCGAAGCCCGAUAUCCAGUACCUGAGCAAUAUCAUUCUUCAGGCCAGGUCUAUAUUUGGUCUUAAGAUCUUAACUGGUCAAACUGUCAGUAUGAACUUGCUAGCUCUUGUUGGGUCAUUUGUGUUUAACUGGUACGGUCCUACGGGUAUUCAUAACUUAAUUCAGGCGUUGUAUCCAGCCCUUUCCAAGAAGUAUGCAUCCAUUUUCUUUGGAUUAGUUUUGCUUCGUGAUGAUGACGUCAAUAAGACUUUAAUUGAUGAGCUUUCAGAGCCGAAUUUGUCUUUACCGGUGUUUCUAACAGAUUUGGAUACUUGGAAUGAUGUUAUAUUGAGGUUAAGCUUGAAUAAAACUCAUUUCAAGGUGAUUGUUGAGAAAAUUGUUGAUUACGAGGCCAAGCAAAAGAGUAAUGUCAAAUACAAAGACAUUGCCAAAGUUCUAAAUAGCUUCGUCAGUAUCGAUGAAAAGGGAUUAUCACAGGAUUCGGCAGCAUUCUUAUUGUCUCAGUAUGCACUUAAUUUGAGUGACGAUGAAGAGACAUCCUUUGCUCCAGUAGUUGGUGUCUUUGAGACAUUUAUUAAAAAUGCUCAAAUAUCUGAAGUUGUCAGUUUGGUACAAGAUCUACCACCAAAUAAGUGUCCAGUUGAUUGGUAUAUGAAACUUUCUGAUGCGUUUGCCAAUCAACAGCCGAAUCAAAUUGGCAUAGUGAUUGAGUGGAUCAAGAGAAGUGAGGAGUUUUUGAGAAGGAAAUAUCCAAAGAGAUGUGAAGAGGUUCUUGGUCGAUUCAAAACUAGCGAAGCUGAUGGAGCAAACUUGUUGAAGGAGUUGAAAGAAGUGAUUGAUGUUGAACAGCCUGAGAAUUCCAUUAAUCCUUUAAUGAAUUCACUACCCUUGUCGGCUGAGUCGUCUCCAGAAUCACAUAUGAGGAUUUUACAGCUCGACGAUGUUCAAAAAGAUGAAUUACAGUCUGAUAAAUCUGCCGAUGAUUCUCUACCUGAACUACAGCACACUGAAACCGUUGAGAUCAUUGAUGAUGACGAUGUUAUUGAUGUGCUGGAUGCUCGAGAAAGUGACUCUCCUUCCGCGUCUACGGAGAAGACAUCCUCUCCCGAGUUCCAAGACGCUCGAUUGCCUGACAUCGGUAAGGAAGAACUGAAUAUGGCGAUUACAAAUCCUUCCCCCACACCAGGUAGUCACUUGGUGUUUUCUGACGAUCCUCAGACAACGCCAACUCCUCAAAAGAGAAAGGCCGAGAUCCAGAAGCAAUCUGUCAAGAAGAUCAAGAUUACUUCUUCUGAAUCUACAGUUGCAUCCGUAAUACCACCAUUACCUACUGCUGCUGCUGUCGUUGCACCAGCUACGACUUCUACAUUUUCGGGAUUUCCUGGCUUCCCCACUUCUAAAGAUCCUCGGUCUCCUUACCCAUAUCCAUGUUUCAUUCCAUGCCUGAUCCCAAUGCCUAUGGUUCCUCAAGGAGAUAGCACAGACAAACCAGAGGUUUUCCAAUUGGAAACUGUUUUGUCCAAAUUGCUGGCCAAUCCAGCUCAAUUGGGUGGAAUGGAUGCACAAAGAAAAAAGGUUUUGGAAGAUAGUUUGUUAGGGGUAUUAAUGAAGAUGAGGGGAAUGUAG
Molecule: messenger RNA, 4251 nt
Organism: Brettanomyces nanus
Lineage: Eukaryota; Fungi; Ascomycota; Pichiomycetes; Pichiales; Pichiaceae
Exons: 1
Coding region: 1-4251 (1416 amino acids)
Biological process (GO): telomere maintenance
Cellular component (GO): nucleus
Source: RefSeq, a predicted model, not a curated record